AUAAUAUCAUGGCCACUUUUCUCACUCUUCCCACUGAAAUCCGUGCCAUCAUCUUCCAAUACGCCCUCAACGCGUCUCGUAACCGCCCCCUCAACCCCUGGACAGGCAAGGUCCGUCGAGAACCCUGCUUAGACACCAGAUACACCGUCUGCGGGAGAAUUGGCCCCAACAACACCCUCUACGAGACCUUCAGCCGCCGCGACGCUUGCGUCACAUCGACUCCCCUCCUACUUCUCAACCACCAGCUCCACGAUGAGGUCACCGCUUUACUUCGUCUCACCAACACCGCGAAAACCAUCUACCAUCUCGACCUCAUGUACGUCAAUGAGAUCGAACUCUGGCCCACAUGGCUGAACGUCCCGCGUCUAAGCACGCAUAUCGACGAGAUCAACGCCGACGUCCGCAUAUUCGGCCACUGUCUCGUGCCUGAGAGUCUCCAGCAUCUGGGUGCGGAAGGCAAUGGAGACGGCGUGCACUGGUGCUUUUACGCACUGUUAGAGCGGUUCAUCGUCCACGGCCCGAUCGGUUCGUACGUCAGCGACGAUCCCGCAGAGAAGAACCGUCAACGUGAUCUGUACGGCCGUAGACGAUUCUACGUCCGAUCCCUUGUUCUAAAUAUCAAGUCUGGCUCCGAUGAUCGGUACCCCCUGGCCCCUGCGCAUCUCAAAUGGAGGGAUUAUAUGGGACAUCGUACGCGGGGGCGUCCGGCGAGAAAUAAAUUUCGUCUCGGGGAGUAUACGCCGCAUGCGGAGUGGGUCAUUCAGACCUUGAGGAAUAAACUGAGGGUUUUGGUGGAUAUCAACAACAACCAUUGUGGUGCGCUAAAGGGGCAUGUGGGGGAGAUACGGAUGUUGUUGGAUGGGGAGUUGUAUCACGAAUUUAGGAUUUUGUAG
This is a messenger RNA of Aspergillus melleus, 893 nucleotides long. RefSeq lists its product as uncharacterized. Lineage: Eukaryota; Fungi; Ascomycota; Eurotiomycetes; Eurotiales; Aspergillaceae. The transcript has a single exon. The coding region runs from base 9 to 893 and encodes 294 amino acids. The record is from RefSeq and is a predicted model, not a curated record.